AUGAUCUUGGUGAUAGACAAUGUUAUAAAAGUAGAAGUCUUGGUCUCCAUCAAGACCACCACGUGGCUUAUGAGAUGCCUGGCUUUUUUGAAUUUAACUGUAGAAAGGGCCAGGCCUCUUCUGGAAAAUGCAUCAGAGAACACACUGGUUGCCAUAAUCACUGCAGCUGUUUCCCGUCAUGACUCUCUUGUUGGAGAUCCUGUUAUUAUUAAUUCGAACCCUGUCGUCCAUCCAUUUGUGGUAUCUCAUAAAGCUGCAGAUCAGUGGGAACUGAUAAUGACCAAGGAACCUAAGCUGGAUUUUGAAAUGGUGGCUUUCUACACUUUGGUAAUCUUUGCCCAGGACAGUGGAGACAAUUCAGCAUCUCAGACCAUUUUGAUCCAGAUUGUAGAUGUCAAUGAACCACCAACUUUCAUUGGAUCACUUGCUCAAGUUGACCAAGUUACAGAGAUUUAUAUUCCAGAGGACACUGCUGUGGGCACAGUCCUUUACAAAGUGAGAGCCAAGGACCCAGAGAACGCUGCCUUAAAGUACCUCAUUUCCCCAGAGGAUUCAGGAUUCACCAUUGACAGUAUUGGAACCAUAUCUACAACAAUGACUUUUGAUUUCGAUAGAGGAGCCAAAAGCUAUUCACUGGUUAUUAAAGUGGCUGACCCCGGAGAACUUUUUAUUGUGGGAAACUUAAAGAUCUUCCUCAUCAACGUAAAUAAUAAGGUCCCUAUUCUCACCUGCAGUUUAUUUAAUAUCAGAGAAGCAGUCCUGACUCCUAGCUUGGUGAAUUCAACUACCUCUAAAGAAGGCAAUAUCUCACUUGAUGAAGAAACUCCACUGGGCAAAACUGUGGGUGUCUGCCAAGCUACUGAUGAAGACCAGAUGGGACGUCUCAUCUUCAAAUUGGAUCCAGGGAAUAGAUACUUUGCUAUUGACAAAGAGCGUGGAACUGUGAUGAUCACUAAUCGUCUGGAUCUGGAGGAGGCUGACUUUGUGAGUGUUCAGUUCUUUACCAUUAAGGCAUGUGAUGAAGACCAGCACUGUGCAGCAAUUCCUGUGAUGGUGUACAUUCAUGGGAUAAAUGAUAAUCCACCAUUCUGUGAUAAAUAUUUGUACAGGUAUAGAGGCAUGGAGGUGAUUGCAAAUAAAACAGUUGUAGCUAAACUGGCAUGUCAUGAUCUUGACAAGUCCCCUGAUAUACUUCAGUAUGCUCCUCAUAGUGGGCCACUUGGUGAUGGAGAGUUAUUUGAACAAGUACCAGACUUGGACAAUGUCAUAUGGGUUACCAAAGACUUAGAUUAUGAAAAGCCAGAGGCUUCUGCAGUGGGUCAUGCCUAUGAGAUGAUGGUAUCUGUCUUUGACGACAUCAGGCCCUCCCAUACAGUCACUGUUACAAUCAUUGUGGAGAUUAUUCCUGCCAAUGAAUUUACUCCAGUUUUUAGACCUGCAAGUUAUUCAUUCUCUGUUCCAGAAACAUCAGGAGCCUCCUAUGAAGUGGGAAGAGUGACUGCUUUUGAUGAAGACAAUCCUCUGAACUGUGUGAGGUACAAAAUAAGCCAAGGUGACACCCAGAUUAUUCGAAGAUUUUGGAUUCAUCCACUAACUGGAAUGAUAGAACUGACCACCCAGCCAGACUAUGAAUCUGUGAAGCAAUAUAACCUCACCAUAGAAGCUGUGGAUUGUGACCAAGUUCAACCACGGACAGCUGUUACCACAGUUACAAUUGACAUCAAGGAUGAGAAUGAUGAAGCACCUGUCUGCAAACCAUCUAAAUAUAAGGCAGUCAUUUUUGACAGUGUUGCUGCUGGAACAAACAUCAACAGCUUCAGGUUAAACUGCCAUGACAGAGACUCACGCAAUACUGAAAUGCGCUUUGAGAUAGUUUCUGGAAAUGAGAAUCAACAUUUUGGAUUUGAUCCUACUCGGGGCUCAAAUGUUCCAAAGCUAAUUGUGAAAAAUCCUUUUAACAAGUCUGGAAUUGGAGCAGAGUUUUACCAGUAUUAUCAUCUUGUGGUACACGUUAUCGAUGACAACUUGCAGCAUGGUCAAGCUGUGUAUCCCAGAACGGGGACUGUGAUGAUAGAUAUUUCUGUGAUACAGCAAAAUACACCAGCUCCUCCAGUCACCAGUUUUGAACAAAGGAAAGGUGUGACCAUUGUGUACACAUCCAUAAACACAUACAGUCCCAAUGAUUGGUAUAUCCCUUUCAUCUUCACAUUGAUGGCGGUUUUCUUGACUGGGUUGCUUUCCUGGACAUGCUACCUGCUUAUGAAAUACACUAGAAUUACAGCCUGGUGUCAAAAACUGACCAAGAACCUUUCAAAGCCCAAACAAAAAGGAAAGAAGUACAUAGCUGGAAAUAAAAAUAUCAAUGAUGACAUGGUAACAGGAAAUAGACAUAAAAAAGUUGAAGUGCUAACUGAAACAACUGUAUACGAGACAGUGUUUGAUGGAGAAGCAAUUGAUCCAGUCUCAGGAAAUGUAUAUGAAUAUAACAGCAAGUCGGGAGCUAGGAAAUGGAAGAAGAUGCCCAGACCACUGAAGGAUCUAGAGGCAAACAUACAGUCUAUUUCUGAGAAACUCCCUAUUGAUGAGCCAAUUCAAGGAUGACCAUUUAAUUUUUCAUCUCAUUUUAUAUGUUACAAGGAAAUUACAGAAUUCAAUACCAUUAGCUGGUACCUUUCACCAUUUUUGCUUAAUUGAAUUACAUGUAUUUUAACUCUGCUAUCUAAAAUCAAAAUAUAAAUUUCAGACAAUUGCAUUGUGGGUCCCCAAUGCCUUCCAGAAUGUGAACAGUCAAAAUCAAAGUUACUGGGGACAGGUUUGAAGGACUGUGUUUUAAUCCUCCAAAGAGUUUUACUGAUGUCAGCAAAAUUCUCAUCUUAUUUAAUCAACUCUUUUACCUUCUGCAGGACUUACCAGGCAUAGAAGGGGAAAUCUACUCAGAAUGAUUCUUCUGGUUACUGGUAAUCAUUCAAAAUGAAUGAUUUUUUAAAGCUCAAUUGAGCUGGCCUUUUAAUUUUCUUUUUAUAGUUCUCUAUGCAAAAUGGCCCUGCCAACUCUUUACUUAUUAAUGGCUUGUAAAUGUAAUGUUAGAACCAAGGCUGUCAUUGGCAUCAUUGAAGUCUGUGACAUCUUGUUUUAGUAAAUGAAGUUUUAA
Molecule: messenger RNA, 3151 nt
Organism: Monodelphis domestica (gray short-tailed opossum)
Lineage: Eukaryota; Metazoa; Chordata; Mammalia; Didelphimorphia; Didelphidae
Source: RefSeq, a predicted model, not a curated record